UUUUUCUCACGUCAGCUCAACUCCCACCGUCUCUUCCGCCGUUUCCUACCUUACCAAGUCACUCUUUAGAUUCCCAUCUUUAAUCAUCAUGCGCGUUGCAUCUGUCCUCGGCGCUGCUGCCACUCUCCUGAGCGGAGCUUCUGCCCAGUCUGUUCUCGGAUUCAACUGCGGCGCGACCAGCGACACGGGCGCGGCCAAGACACAGGCCGACUUCGAGAAGGAGUUCAAGACGGCGCAGAACUUGGACGGCGCCCCCGCCGACUUCAACACCAUCCGCCUGUACUCCAACAUCCAGGCCGGCACCACCGACUCGCCCAUCGAGGCCUUCCCGGCUGCCAUCGCGACGGGCACCAAGCUGUUCCUCGGUAUCUGGGCCUCGGGCACUGACAACAUCGACAAUGAGCUCAAGGCCCUGUCCGCCGCCGUCUCUGCGCACGGCACAAAGCUGACUGACCUGAUCGUCGCGCUUUCAGUCGGCAGCGAGGACAUGUACCGUGUCUCUGACGCCGGUAUCCGCGCCAAGGCUGGUGUCGGUAACGGCGCCGAGACCAUCGUCGGCUUCAUCCGCGAUGCCCGCUCCAAGCUCAAGGGCACACCCCUUGCCAACGUCCCCAUCACCCACGUCGACACGUGGACCGCCUGGGUCAACACCACCAACAAGGCCGUCAUUGACGAGAUUGAUUUCCUUUCCGUCAACGCCUUCCCCUUCUACGAGUCCGAGAACGACAACCGCGUCUCCAACGCCGGCAGCCUCCUAGAUGUCGCCAUCUCCUCCACCGAGGGCGUUGCCGGCGGCAAGGACGUCUGGGUCACCGAGACGGGCUGGGCAUACACGGGCCCCAGCUUCGGCGCGGGCGUGGCCACGGUCGACAACGCAGAGACAUACUGGCAGACAGUCGGCUGCCCGCUGUUCACCGAGAGGAACACUUUCUGGUACACGCUGCGCGACGCCAACCCAGCCAACCAGGUCAAGUUCGCCAUCACCGACAACCUCUCCACCACCCCCCGCUUCAACAUCAGCUGCCCGACCAACAAGUCCUCCCACAAGAACUCCACCUCCGGCAGCAGCACCAGCAGCGGUAGCACACACACCGCCUCGGGCUCCAGCUCAAACACCGCCUCCGGCUACAGCGCACACAGCACCGGCUCCGCAAACGGCAUCUACGGCUCAAACAGCACCGGCUCCGCAAACGGCACCUGGGGCUCAAACAGCACCUCCACCGGCCAGGGCUACAACUCCACCUCCGGCGCGUCUCAGUCUACGGGCGCGGGAUCUCUCAUCUCCGUCUCCACUGUUAACUCCAUGGCUAUGGUCAUGUCUGUUGUCUUCGCCUUGGGCGCUUGGGCUUUGUAG
Messenger RNA from Dothidotthia symphoricarpi CBS 119687, 1354 nucleotides. RefSeq names its product glycoside hydrolase family 17 protein. Bases 89 to 1354 code for a protein of 421 amino acids. The record is from RefSeq and is a predicted model, not a curated record. Gene Ontology annotation, cellular component: fungal-type cell wall; extracellular region; cell surface. Gene Ontology annotation, biological process: cell wall organization. Lineage: Eukaryota; Fungi; Ascomycota; Dothideomycetes; Pleosporales; Dothidotthiaceae. The transcript is spliced from 2 exons. Gene Ontology annotation, molecular function: glucan endo-1,3-beta-D-glucosidase activity; 1,3-beta-glucanosyltransferase activity.